CAUUUCCUUGUUAAUUCCUCUCUCUGUCUCUCGUUUGGUUUUACUACCCCUUGCUUCCAUUUUCCCUUUGGUCUCUCUCUUUACCCCUUCCCCUCAUUCAGCCCACCCCAUCUGAGGCCACACCCACAAACGAAAAAGAAAAAAACAUAUACUAACGCUCUAAAGAUUCAUUCAUACAUACAUACAUACAUACAUACAUUGUACAGAAAUACAUUCACGUUAGGAUAUCUAUAUACAAUAUUGUUGUUGUUGUAAUGGUGAAGAUAAUGGAUCUAAGGAGAAACGGGUACUUGAAUAUUCUUUUUUUGUUGGUUUUGUUGGGUGGUCAUGCACAUGUGAAGGGGGAAAAUGUGGUGUUUAAUGUGGAGCACAAAUAUGGUGGGCUACGUGGUUAUAAUUUGAAACAACUUAAAGCCCAUGAUGUCCAGCGUCAUGGCAGAAUGCUCGCCGCAGCCGCAGCCGCAGCCGACUUCCAAUUGGGUGGCAACGGCAGUCCAACCGGUGCAGCGCUGUAUUUCACUAAGAUUGCAAUCGGGACACCUUCAAAGGACUAUCAUGUUCAGGUCGAUACUGGAAGCGACCUUUUAUGGGUAAACUGUGCAGACUGUAACAGAUGUCCUACAGAAAGUAAACUCGGGAUCGAGUUGACACAAUAUAACUUACAAGCGUCAACAAGUGGGAAAUCUAUUACCUGUGAGCAAGAUGUUUGCACUGCUAUGUUCGACGCAACCAGCUCAGACUGCAAGGUGGGAAAGCCCUGUGAAUAUAUGGUUACUUAUGGAGAUGGAAGCUCAACUGGAGGAUACUUUGUAAAGGAUAACAUUUAUUUAGAUCAAGUCUCCGGAGACUAUAAAACAUCACCCCUGCAGGGAAACAUAGCAUUUGGGUGCUCGUCUAAACAAAAUGGAGACCUAGGUACAUCAACUAAUGCAGUUGAUGGGAUAAUUGGUUUUGGAGCAGCAAACAUGUCCGUCAUCUCACAGCUAGCUGCUGCUGGAACCGUGAAAAAAAUGUUUGCACAUUGCCUGGACGGAGUUAAGGGAGGUGGUAUAUUUGCUAUUGGACAAGUAGUUGAGCCAAAAGUUAAUUCAGUUCCAUUACUCGCAAAUCGGGCACAUUAUACUGUUUCUCUGAUGGAUAUUGAGGUCGGUGGUGAAGUUGUAAACAUUCCGACUUCCAUCUUUCAGUCGAAGUCUAAAGCAAUAAUUGACAGCGGAACAACCUUAGUAUAUCUUCCAAGGAAGGCCUAUAAUGCUCUCAUGAACAAGCUUAUGGAAAAGCAACAAUUGAAACCUUCUCGUGAUGGGGACUUCGACUGCUUUAUGUACAAGGGAAGUGUUGACGACGGUUUCCCACCUGUAACAUUUCAGUUUAUGGGAAAUCUUUCUUUAACAGCCUAUCCCCAUGAUUAUCUUUUUGAAGUUCAUGACAAUGAAUGGUGUAUCGGUUGGCAGGAGGGAACGCCGGGAAAGGAUGGAGAUGAAAUUUUUCUGUUAGGAGAUCUUCUGUUAUCAAACAAGCUUGUUCUGUAUGAUCUUGAAAAAAAGACCAUUGGUUGGACUCAAUAUGACUGCUCUUCAAACAUUAAGGUGAAAGAUGAAACCUCUGGAAAUGUGUAUACAGUGGGUGCUCACAAGAUUUCAUCAGCAUCUACUUUGGAUUCAAGAAUGGCUUUUACAUUCUUCUUCUCCAUUAUCGCUUUCCUAUGCUAUUUGUUGAAAUGAGAACCAUCACAAAAACUGUACCCAUGUUACAUACAACAUUUGAAGGUUUCAGCAUGAUUUUUUAUUCUUAAAAAGGAAAUCGGUUUUUGUGAAACUUUACAUCAGCAGAUUUUCUUCUCUGCUUAUAUAGGAACCAUUCGCAAACGCUAGUGUCAAAUAUUUCUUCUCUUUUUUCCUUAUUUUUAUGUUCCUUUUCUUUUUUAAUGUGAUACAGGAUACAGAUAGACAGUGGAUAUUAAGUAAAGUAAGCUUCAUAUUUUUUCGGA
This is a messenger RNA of Lycium ferocissimum, 1990 nucleotides long. Its product is annotated as aspartic proteinase 36-like. The record is from RefSeq and is a predicted model, not a curated record. Gene Ontology annotation, molecular function: aspartic-type endopeptidase activity. The transcript has 10 exons. Gene Ontology annotation, biological process: proteolysis. NCBI's taxonomy places the organism in Eukaryota, Viridiplantae, Streptophyta, Magnoliopsida, Solanales, Solanaceae. Bases 255 to 1724 code for a protein of 489 amino acids.